Messenger RNA from Leptonychotes weddellii (Weddell seal), 3119 nucleotides. The record is from RefSeq and is a predicted model, not a curated record. Lineage: Eukaryota; Metazoa; Chordata; Mammalia; Carnivora; Phocidae.
CAGGUCCGGCCCGGAGGGCGCGGCGCCCCGGCCACCGAAGGGCUCUGCCCGAUGGGGCUUCUCCUGGGUUCCUGGCGGCGAACCUGAAGUUCACGCGCGUCUUGUCUUUGUCUCUGGAUCCGUGGGCUUGCUGCGUGUCUGUGUCUGUGUCUGAGGAGGGUUCUCUCCGGGUGCGCCCGCCGCUGGGAAUCUGUCCUAUGCGCGUCUCUGUGUGUGCGCUUCUUGGGCUCCGCGGGUGCGGGCCUGGCGCCGGGUGCCUGCCGGCCAUGCUGCUCGUGUCUGUCCUGGGGUCGGGGUCGCAGUGCUGGUCUGCCUGUCCCCAUGCCUCGGGUGGUGUUGGGCACGAACCUUGCUUUGCUGCUGUGGGAGUCUGAAUUGUCCCAGGCUUAGGGGCUUGUUGCGGCUUCAGUGGAGGCAGGAGGCGCUGCCCUCGAGGGCCCUCUUAUGCGCCAGGGGCAGAGCUUGAGGAGCCCAGGGUCCUGGGAGAACCGCCCUGCUUCCCAGUUGGGCACCGAAGCUCCAGGCGCGAAGGUCUGCAGGAACCCAGGAUCCAAAACGCACCCCCACCCCAGGGCUGAACUGGGAGACUAUGCUCAUACAUUCAUUCACUUCUGGCAGCAACAUGGGAGAGAUGCUAUUCUUAGCCCAUUUUACAGAUGAGAAAACUGAGGUACAAAGAAGUUAAGUGACUGGUACAUGGCACAGCUGGGAUGCCAACCUGGGCCUUGUGGUUCUGUGUGUGUGGCCUCAAGAGGCCACACCAGGGCAGACUUCCUCCUGGACACAGCGCCCCUGGACAGGAGGCUGGAGCAUGGCUGACCCAGGAAAAUGGAGGCUGCCUGCAGAGAACCUGGCUCUGAGACAUGCAGGGUGGGGCCUCCUGAGGAAAUGGAGAGUAACCUCUGUGCUGAGUCCCUGGGGUGGACAGGUGCCAUCCCCGCUGCUCAUUAGCAUUAUGAACUCUCCCAGAUGCCGGUGUGGUGCUAGCCACUCUCCGGCUGCCACUGUUCCUGGGAUCUCUUCCUGCGCCCCGAGGCUGGAGUGCACCCCAGGAUUAGCCAGGCAUCCGCCCUGUCUUUCUAGGCUGGGGGACUGGGAGUGUAGGGAGGCCUCUGGCACCCAGACCCUGGAACCAGCUUGGUGCUUCAGACCUCUACCCUUGGCCUGCGCACUCUGGGUGCUCAGCACCUGCAGCAGGGACUGCCUGACUCCCCAGGUACCCCAGCUGGUGGUUGGGGUCCAGACUGAUGUGCUGGCCCAGGCUUAACAUUUAACUAGCCCACGCCCCAGGCCAGCUCUCUGAUACCGGUGCCUGUUGGCCCAGGUAGUACAGAAUGGGGGUCCCCUGGAUGGGAGUCGGCCCGCCUGCUGCAAGGGCUGCUGGACCUUCCUGCCUACAGAUAGGAGGCUGGGAGUAUCAGGUUACCAAGGAAACCAAGUCAGGCCAGUCAAGGUCUGGAGAAGGACAGAGCCAGCACUCCCUGAUCUCCCACGUACCUCGGGCCCCAGUGGCCCUCCUGCAGUGUAGGGUGGGGGCUAGGUGGAGAGGAAUAGUCCUGGUGCUCCAGAGACACCCCAUCCCAGCCUCCCCAACCAGGAUCGACAGUCCUGCUGGGUAUCUUCCUGGGUCCUCUGGCCCUGCUGCCCUGUAACUGGGGCCAGUGUCCUGGGCUUGAGAGCAUUCCCUAGUUUUGAGGCAACUCACCUUCUGUAUCCCAUAGAGGGCUACUGCUUUCCAUCCCCCAGCAUCAGGAUGGGACCCAUUGGCCAUCUAUACAGGACACCAGAGUUUGGGCCCAAAGUCAGGGACUGGGCCUGGCCCAAAGUCCCAGGGACUCCCCAGUCCCUGGCAGCGUGACUGCGGGAGUGACCCUGGCCUGGCUUUUGUAUCUCAAGCAAGUGAGACUUGCUGACCCCAUUCUAGGACUCCCCAGCUCAGCAGCUUCUCUGUGCUCUGGAGACAAGCCAGAGAUCAGACACAGGGGGGAGGGACUGUCUUCCCUUGUUCUGUGCCAUCUUCUAGCUCUGCUGUAGGGCUGUGGGAUGACAGGAUGGGCUUGCAGGGCAGCGCUGAGGUGGUGGGAGAGGUGGGUGGCCAGCAUCUUAUGCUGCCCCCGAGGCAGAGAGAGACCUGGGUCCCACCUUCUAGGGCUUCCAGCCUGGAUGGAGGGUCCAGGGCUUGCUCGGGGCCUGUUGAGACAGGAGGCAGGACCUACAGGGCUGCACAGCCCUGGCCAGGAGAGCUGGUGCUGCCCAGACAAUGAGGGACAGCUUCCGCACAGGGCUGGCUCAGGCCUGGAAAGUGGACUCUGGGGAGUGGGUGGGGCAGGGGAUUUCCGAUAAGUGUUGGGACAGCUUGUCUUCCUGGUCCUGAUCUGUGGCUGUUGGGAGGAAAGGCCUGCCCAGAACAAUGGCCGGAGCCAGGCCAGACUGGGUCAGCUCUGUGGGGGAGGGGUGGCCAGGGCAGUGACCGUACCGCCUCUGUGCUGGGGCUGGGCCAAGCUGGGCGGUGAUCGGCUCUGCCUUCUGCUUCCUUCCUAGAUGCAGCUGCCUGUCCUGGGAGCCUAGACUGCGCCCUGAAGAGGCGGGCGCGGUGUCCCCCAGGCGCGCAUGUCUGUGGGCCCUGCCUUCAGCCCUUCCAGGAAGACCAGCAAGGGCUCUGUGUGCCCAGGACGCGCCGGCCUAUGGGGGAGAGCCUGCCCAGGCCCCGACUGGAAGAUGAGAUUGACCUGCUGGCCCAGGAGCUGGCCCGGCAGGAACCACCACGGCACUCCCCGCUCAGUGCCCAGCCCCAGCCUGGAGCCCGACAGCGGCAGCUGGAGCCGGCAGCCACCCUGGGGCUCUCAGAGCGCCGCCAGGGCCCCAAGCUGGGGCCCCCCUCCACUCGGGGAGCCCCUGCGCCCACGCCCCACACCUCCUUGGGCUCCCCCGUGUCGUCUCUGCCAGUGCACGUGGCCCCCUUGGAGCCCCGGGGCGGGCGCGGUGACGGACUCGCCCUCGUGCUCGUCGUGGCGUGCUCGGUAGCCGGCGCGGCCGCCCUCGCCGUGGCGGCUCUCUGCUGGUGCAGGCUGCAGCGAGACGCCCGCCUGACCCAGAAGGCCGACUACGGAGAGCCCUGA